AUGGCCUUGUCCCAGGAUCCUGUGCCAGGGCGCAGCGCUCUCGUGCUAUAUGGCUCUGAAACAGGUAGCGCUCAGGACAUAGCUGAAGAACUUGGGCGCCUCACCGAGAGACUUCGCUUUGCUACGCGUGUCUUAGAAUUGAACAAUUGUAGCCUCAAUCAGCUACUCAAGCACACAAUCGUUCUAUUCGCUAUAUCGACCACCGGUCAAGGCGACUUACCAGCCAAUGCACAGUCGUUCUGGAAGUCUAUCCGGAGUGCUCGUCUGCGCCCAGGGUGCCUGCAAAAAGUCAACUUCGUGUCUUUUGGCCUGGGCGAUAGCUCGUAUCCCCAGUUCAACUGGGCACAUCGCAAAUUGUUUAACCGUCUAGUACAGCUUGGUGCAAUUCCAAUUUACGAUCGGGGAGAAUCUGAUGAGCAACAUCCAGAGGGCAUUGAUGGCUCUUUCCUACCGUGGUCCAUUGGCUUAUAUGAGCGCAUAUGCAACGAUUAUCCUCUGCCUGAGGGCGUCACCCCUAUACCAAAUAAUGUGCUCCUUCGACCAAAAUGGGAACUCCAGCUGCUAAAAGCAGAUCAAGCGACAAGCAUGUCUAUAAAUCCUCCUAUAAGUGGGAGACAGGCUUAUGAUGACCAGCCCGACGACAGUCUCCUGUCAAUACCUAGUGGGCUGGUAGCUAAAGUAGAGACAAAUGAGCGGGUGACAGCAACCUCUCAUUGGCAAGAUGUACGGCAUUUGACAUUGUCGACACCGCCAGUCAGCUACAGUCCGGGUGAUGUGCUGACUAUCUAUCCGAAAAACUUCCCUUCAGACGUCUCAAAUUUUCUCGAUAUCAUGAAAUGGACAUCGGUUGCAGACGAACCUCUUUGUUUCCACCCGACUAUGCAAAACCAUGCUGAAAGUCCUGAAUACCCGUCGCCCCCUGUCAAGAACAUAGAUACUUCGCGACCGCUGACCCUAAGGUUACUGCUCACAAACCAUCUAGAUAUCAUGGCAAUUCCCCGCCGAUCGUUCUUCGCCAUCCUUUCACAUUUCACAGAAGAUAACUUCCAGCACAAUCGCCUUUUGGAAUUCACCGACCCACAAUAUAUCGAUGAGCUCUAUGACUACACUACGCGACCGCGACGAAGCAUCUUGGAAGUACUUCAGGAAUUCGAGACCGUAAAGGUGCCGUGGCAGUCUGUAUGCAGUCUGGUCCCUACGAUUAGAGGCAGACAGUUCAGCAUAGCAAGCGGAGGCAAUCUGAAGCGGGGUCCAGCUAUUACAAAUAUUGAGCUGCUCAUCGCAAUCGUCAAGUAUCGUACGGUCAUAAAACGCGUCCGUCAAGGUGUCUGCACGCGGUACGUGGCAACGCUUCGCCCUGGAUCUAAAUUAAGCGUUACCCUGCAGCGAGGCAGCCUAAGUGUGAAGCGCGAGGAUUUGAACAAACCUGUCAUCAUGAUAGGUCCUGGUACAGGCAUUGCGCCCCUGCGGUCACUUGUUCACGAGCGCGACAUGUACCUGGACGAGGUGGACUCAGACAACAAAGGCCGCUUCAGCUCUUCCAGUAGAUCAAGGGAUAUCUUGUUUUUUGGAUGUCGAAACAGAGCAUCAGACUAUUUCUUCGAGCGAGAGUGGCAUUCGUUCUCACAAAAGCGUACACUAGAUAUAUUCACGGCCUUUUCGCGAGAUCAGAGACAGAAGGUUUACGUACAAGAUCUCAUACGCAAAUACGCCCAUCAGGUUUUCAGCGCAGUUGACACCAACGACGGCUUGGUCUACGUUUGCGGGUCGUCUGGUAAAAUGCCACAAGCAGUCCGUGAAGCAUUAAUAGAAGUAUUUCAACAAGAAGGUAGGUUUCAGCGCAAAGAAGCAGAGCUAUAUCUUGCAAACAUGGAGAAGACAGGUCGGUAUAAGCAAGAGACUUGGUAGAUGUCGAAAUAUAGUAUGCCACCAGUGGUUGCACUUUGGAAGCUCACGGGUUUGCAAUGCUCAUUACAAAUCUGGAUACCCCUUGAAAUGCGCCCUCUUGGAACAUCUGACUGGCACAAGUACUUCAUGGAGUCGUCGAUCAGAACACCGUGAUAGUGUGAGGCUCAGCAGGGCGGUGCUCAGCACUCUUGGUCAUUCACCGUGCAUAUUUAGUUGUUCAUACGUCAGGCGUUGUCCACUAUACACUCGGCUUGGUUAUUCCAGAUCUCUAGCA
Pseudovirgaria hyperparasitica is the source of this 2182-nucleotide messenger RNA. Its product is annotated as sulfite reductase flavo protein alpha-component. Gene Ontology annotation, molecular function: flavin adenine dinucleotide binding; NADPH-hemoprotein reductase activity; FMN binding. Gene Ontology annotation, cellular component: cytosol. The transcript is spliced from 6 exons. The record is from RefSeq and is a predicted model, not a curated record. NCBI's taxonomy places the organism in Eukaryota, Fungi, Ascomycota, Dothideomycetes, Acrospermales, Acrospermaceae. The coding region runs from base 1 to 1908 and encodes 635 amino acids.